Molecule: messenger RNA, 2688 nt
Organism: Cotesia congregata
Lineage: Eukaryota; Metazoa; Arthropoda; Insecta; Hymenoptera; Braconidae
Source: the annotation of a GenBank genome assembly
AUGUUUUUUUUAUUACAGCUUUUCGACGAUGUGUAUCAUUUCGACCAAAAAUUGGUGGCGAAGCGAUCAGCGGAGCCCCAUUUGGAAAUGCACAGGCGAUUGGCGGGAGACCCGAGGGUGCAAAAUGCCAAGCAGCAAAGAAUAUUGUCACGUAGAAAAAGGGAUUUUGUGGUAAAACGCGGUCCAGCAAGCUCACGCGCCAUCUUGAAUGAUGACAGAUGGCCGCAAAUGUGGUACUUGAAUCGAGGCAAGGGACUUGACAUGAACGUCCAGGGUGCUUGGGCCGAUGGAAUUACUGGGCAUGGUGUCGUUGUCACUAUUUUGGAUGAUGGACUGGAAAAAGAUCAUCCUGAUAUCUACAGUAAUUAUGAUCCACAAGCGAGUUAUGAUGUAAACAGCUAUGACGAUGAUCCUAUGCCACGAUAUGACUACCUCAACAGCAAUCGUCACGGUACCAGAUGUGCUGGAGAAGUUGCUGCAACAGCGAAUAAUUCUUUUUGUGCCGUUGGGGUUGCUUACGGCGCUGGAGUUGGGGGAGUAAGAAUGCUGGAUGGUGAAGUAACGGAUGCUGUUGAAGCUAGAUCUUUAAGUUUCAACGCCCAACACAUAGAUAUCUACAGCGCAUCCUGGGGUCCGGACGAUGACGGGAAAACAGUAGAUGGCCCUGGAGAACUUGCUACUCGAGCUUUCAUUGAAGGCAUCACUAAGGGUCGCAGCGGUAAAGGCUCGAUAUUCGUGUGGGCAUCGGGUAAUGGAGGUCGCGAACAUGACAACUGCAAUUGUGAUGGUUAUACAAAUAGUAUUUGGACACUGUCAAUUAGUAGCGCAACUGAAAAUGGUUUAGUGCCGUGGUACAGCGAGGCAUGUUCAUCAACUCUCGCUACUGCCUACAGUUCCGGUUCGCUAGGAGAAAAACAAAUCGUAACUAUUGAUUUAAAUCAUCAGUGCACAAGCAGUCAUACCGGUACCUCAGCGUCAGCACCAAUUGCCGCGGGAAUUUGUGCGUUAGCUCUUGAAGCCAACCGAGAUCUUACGUGGCGCGAUAUGCAGCACAUAGUCGUAAGAACCGCUAAGCCGGCUAAUUUAAUUGCCGCUGAUUGGACCAUUAACGGUGUUGGCAGAAAUGUUAGCCACAGUUUCGGCUAUGGCUUAAUGGAUGCAACCGCAAUGGUUCAACUUGCCAAAAAGUGGCAGACCGUUCCGGAACAACACAAGUGUGAAAUGUUAGCGCCACACAAAAAUAGAUCAAUUCCAUCGCGUAGUCAAUUGACCCUAGAUUUUCAUGUAAAAGAAUGCAGUGGCGUCAACUUUUUAGAGCACGUUCAGGCGAAAAUAACACUGUCAGCGUCGAGAAGAGGAGAUCUCGAGAUAACACUGACAUCUCCGCAAGGAACUAAAAGCACUUUGCUCGCCAAGCGACCACACGAUAAUUCAAAAACAGGAUUCCAACAAUGGCCAUUCAUGUCGGUACAUACAUGGGGUGAACGUCCACACGGUACGUGGACUUUGGAGGUUCACAAUGAGGGUCGAUAUGUUGGUCGUGCGAUACUUCACGAAUGGUCGUUGAUAUUCUACGGUACAGGAAUACUGCCCGACCCAACGGAGUUCGCGCUCUACAGCAGCAUAACCGGUAGCGGAAUUAACCCAAAGUUUCCUAAAAAGCCAGUCGUUAAAACGUCUAAUUACUCACGCAACGGGCUCAAUGUCGUCGGGCUUAAGGCCAAGAACAGCAAGUUUGUUAAGCAACAGCUACAGCAACAACUGCAACAACAACUACAGCAGGGCCAGAAUGGUGGAUUAAAUCAGGCGUACAUCCAGCAGAAUCAAACUGCUAAAAAAAGCAAAGUACGUGGGCAACAUAAAAAUGGUAAAUCAACAAAUAAACCAACAGUACGGCCCACUGUACAAAGCUUACGUGGAUUAACAUUUAGUCGCAUUGCUCCUCCAUCUAAGCCCCGUGUUAGCGGUAGCAAUGUCACCGCCGGACACAGUUCCAAUCCCGGGAACACCACACCCAAAUCAAUUGUAGAACCGGUUGUUAAACUGACAACCCAGCAGCCGAAACAGCAGCAAGUUAUCGACGCUGUGACAUCAACUUCCUCCCUCCAGAGAGGGUUAAUUCUGAUGGAACCCGCGGCCAAAGCUGCGACUAACAAAGUUCCAGUGGUGUUCCAGCAGUAUCCCAAAAUCCAGCAGCUGUACCCGCUCUACCCGGUCUAUCCCGGUGUGAGGGGUGUUAAUCAACAUGCCACCCGCGCUAAAGGCCUCGAUCUGCUUCAAGACGAGCAGUUUGACACCAGAAAUCUCCAACUCACUGACAAGGGUACUUAUUCUGUCGAUAGAGAUGCAUUGACAAGUCUAACAGAAUGGGGCCUGGUGUUUUACGGCACAGAAACGGCCUUAAAGUUCGACGAGGACCUGGACAAAGACAAGCCGAUCGCGCCGAUAGAAGUCGAAGAUAUACCGCACAACAGAGCCAACUCGGAGGAUAAGAAGCCGGUAGACACCGAGGGUGAGGGAGGUUCGUGGAGACAACAGGUGGAUAUGAUAUCGCAUCCCGAGGUGCAGAAGCCUACGACUGAAAACCACACGAGCAAAGCGUGUAAGAGCUUUGGCUCCAACGGGUGCCUAGGUGGGUGCCUAUUGUUAAUUCUACUUGUUCAUACAUUGAUUAAAGAGCCCAGCUGA